Messenger RNA from Diversispora eburnea, 837 nucleotides. Lineage: Eukaryota; Fungi; Glomeromycota; Glomeromycetes; Diversisporales; Diversisporaceae. The record is from the annotation of a GenBank genome assembly.
AUGACACUUAAAAUUCUUUAUCCUCUUCAAGUAAUUAUCUCAUUAGCGAUAAUUAUUCUUCUUAGCGCUUGGGUUACUACCACUGAAUCGUACGUUCAUGAUUAUGAUGGAAAAUCUAAUCCAAUUCAUUUACCUGGAGAUCUUUAUACGAAUUUCGUGCUUGGAUCCAUAUCUAUUAUUACAGCUAUUUCUUUAACCAUACCAAACAUAACUCGUAGAUUUGGAUAUAGUAUUUUUGCAUUAUCUAUGGAUAUUAUGUUAGCACUUUCUUGGUUAAUCGUUGCUAUAUAUACAACCGCCAGAGCAACUAAUGGAUCAUUUAUAGAUUCAAAUGUUAUAAUGAAAAUAAAUUUUGGUUCUAAUUUUGAAGGAAAAGGUGGUGAAUGGAUUAACAAACGUGCAGUUGCUACUAAAUUAGGAUGUUCUAUAUUGGCAUUGGAAUGGAUAACUUUUAUUACUUGGACAAUUUUGAGUAUUAUAUUAUUUCGUGUUCGUUCACGUAGAUGGGCAAAUAAAAAUUCAGAACAAAAUAAACGAAUUACAAUAUGUAGCAGUUAUAACGAUUCAUUCGAUGAAGAUGAUGCUAAAAUGUUAACAACCCCUAAAAUUAAACAAAAGAUUGAUGAUCUUCUUAAAAAUCCUGAAUCGACAAAACAAUCAAAUCGAGUUUCCACUAUUAUGAAUAGUAACAACAGCGAAAAGAAACCGAUAGUAGAGAUGAAUUCAAAUAUUAAUAGUUCUACCACAAAAACCUAUUCACUUACCAAUAGUAGUACUUUUUCUCCUGAUUACUACACUAUUGCUCUUAAUGAUAUUAAUGAGGAAAAGAUACAAUAA